CUGUUCUGAUUGGACGAUGGAACUUACGCUCAGCUCAUCCAAUGAACGAGCAGCUCUCCGCUAUAUAAACACGUUCCGCCGCCGUUGAGUUACAUUCAGUCAAAUAAACCGAACAAUAAAGAUGUCUGGUCGCGGUAAGGGAGCCGGUAAAGUCAGAGCAAAGGCCAAGACUCGUUCCUCCAGGGCCGGACUCCAGUUCCCGGUGGGCCGAGUGCACAGGCUGCUCAGGAAGGGCAACUACGGGGAGCGCGUCGGCGCCGGAGCUCCGGUGUAUCUGGCGGCGGUGCUGGAGUAUCUGACCGCUGAGAUCCUGGAGCUGGCUGGAAACGCCGCCCGCGACAACAAGAAGACCCGGAUCAUCCCCCGGCACCUGCAGCUGGCCGUCCGCAACGACGAGGAGCUCAACAAGCUGCUGGGCGGAGUGACCAUCGCUCAGGGCGGCGUGCUGCCCAACAUCCAGGCGGUCCUGCUGCCCAAGAAGACCGAGAAGGCCGCCAAGAAGUAAAGAAGCGACUCAACCGACCCAACGGCUCUUUUAAGAGCCACACAACCUCCACUGAAGAGAAACUUCCUUUAUUCACACUUUACCAUCUUAAAUACAACAUUUAUAUAUUUAUAUAACCUGAAUUAAACUCAGGUUGGGGAGGGAACCUUUCCUAAACAAAGUAUCACUACAUCCUCUAUAAUAUAUUACAUUAAUCUUUAUCAGUCUGUUAGUAAGAUGUUACUGCAUACAGCCUGAUAAUAGGCUGAAUGUGACAUCUUGAUCUGCUGUAAACUAAUAAAUAUACCUUAUUGAUUACCCUGA
Dicentrarchus labrax (European seabass) is the source of this 808-nucleotide messenger RNA. Its product is annotated as histone H2A-like. The transcript has a single exon. The record is from RefSeq and is a predicted model, not a curated record. Bases 122 to 505 code for a protein of 127 amino acids. Gene Ontology annotation, molecular function: DNA binding; protein heterodimerization activity; structural constituent of chromatin. Lineage: Eukaryota; Metazoa; Chordata; Actinopteri; Moronidae. Gene Ontology annotation, cellular component: nucleosome.